Molecule: messenger RNA, 5936 nt
Organism: Porites lobata
Lineage: Eukaryota; Metazoa; Cnidaria; Anthozoa; Scleractinia; Poritidae
Source: the annotation of a GenBank genome assembly
AUGAUUCUCGGCGACGUCGGUAUCGAGGGAUCCAAACCUGGGGCAGCUGCUGUAGGGGUCAUGAUGGCAAACAGGGUAAUCAUUCAUGACUGUUUUUCCGUACAAACAUCACGAUUGAUUUAUCUCAAUACAUUACGCUGUUUGGUGGAAUAUUCCAAGCAAAUCUCUCUUUUUUUCCCUGAGUUUGGGCUCUUUUUAAUGUUGUAGAUCUAAUUGCUGUCAUAACGAAAGAGAAGAGAUCCUAUCCUGGAAAUGAAUCUCUCCUGAAAACAGCUGGGGAGAGUUGUCCCAGAAUUUUUUUUUUUUUUUUUCGAGAUUACCUUAUUAUAGGAAAUUAACGCUGCAUGAAAUUAAGGUAUUGGAAGUUAACGCGACUUAAAUUAACGCGAAUUUAAUGGAAAAUGACAUUCGAAUAAAGAAAAUUCACGCGAAAGAGGAGGUAGAAUUUCAUAAAAAGGAAAUUAACGCGAUUAUCUUGGCCGAAAUCAAAGGAGAAGAUAUUGACAUCACUUCUGACAGCGACAACGAUGAAGAUGAACUCGAAAUAUUGUAAACCUUCGCCUUAGCUUUUGUGAAAGAUGAAAAAUAAAAGGUAAAUGGAAAGAAAGAAAGCUUGUAGUUAAUGUUUUUUAGGUGUCAAGAAUGUCUGGACAGGUUCCAAAAUUGGGGUUAAAAUACUGGUAAUUAAGAGCGCGGAAAUUAACGCUGCACUUAAUUAACGCCGCGGAAAUUAACGCUCAACAAAAUUAACGUGAAUUUUAACAAUUCGCGUUAAUUUCACGGAGCGUUAAUUUCCUAUAAUAAGGUAGAUCAGUUUUAGCCUGCGUCGCAGACGUCAUUUAACCUCGGUUAGUAACGUCUGCGAAGCAGCACCCGGUGAUCAUUGUUCUGGUUCCCCAACGGACUCAACGAAUUACUGGAAGUGCGCUUCGAAUUUCCUUUUAUCGACAGUUGGCAAAAUCGAUAAUGGCUUUAUAUACACGGUAAUUAUGGUGCGUACUUAAUUCCUGGUACACAGGUGGGGGCGCAGAACAAGGAUUUCGCCGCUCUUUUGCUGUCGAAGGGCUUAAUUAGAGUUUUGUUUCGUCUGUGGCACAGGCUGGAUCACCUAGUCAGAUCGGUUCUGGUAAACAAGUAGUCCCGGUUUGGUCAGUGGAGAGAUGGGGUGGAAGAUUGGGAAGCCUUUUCUAUUAAUAAUGCAAAUGGGGAAAUUUGGAAGCGGGAUCAGGGUAAUUGACACGCACGGGAAAGGUUAAGACAUUCUUUCAACUCUCCAAGGCCUCAGGGAACGUAUAUUCAUACAGAGCAAAAACAUCAAACAAACUGAAAAUCCAUCGUAAGUCCAUUUCUACAAGAGUACUUGCUGUUUGGCGCCCUCAAGUCCUUAUAGUUGCAGAUAUAGACUGAAAAAAAACUAACAAGCAAAAGGAAACAAAAACAAAGGCUUUUAAUAAUAGUUCUCCUUAUAAUUUCGUGUUCUUGACUUCGCAGGUGAUCGGUCUUCAUAAGAACGGUUACGGUCGUAUCCUAGCUGAGUGCAUGUUUACCUCAAAGAUCCUAUACUGUCAGUGGGCAACACUGGCCAAAGAAGACGACAUUUUUGUUAUCAAAACAACGAAGCCUUUACCCAAUUUAAAUAACUGGUCAGACGAAGAGCAUAUCAUAUUUAUAAGGGAACGAAUCCUUGGCAAAAGCAACGAAGAACUUGCAAGGGUAAAUAUUUCAGCUUGUUAGACUGAAAGCUAAUUUUCAUUGAGUCCGCCGCAAUGCACCCAAGUACUAGCGAUUCUUUUGCAUUUUACUGGGAUCCGAUUUUCUGCCGAGAAAUUCUACGAAAAAAUGUCUAAAACUGUUGAUGGAGUCCUACUACUAAUUCCAUGUCAAAAUGCCUCGUAAAUUGCUUAUUCUUUAUUUUUACAUGUAAAAAAAAAUUCGUGACUAUGGAAAAAAAGGUCAUAAAUAUUAACGCUGUUUCAAAUUUAACUGUCUUUAAUUGUAAUUCAAGUUACUAGACUAAGAGUUAGGUGACUUUUAGCCGCCAAUCGAAUUUAAGAAUUUUAUGACCGAACGAUGUGUGGCUAAGAAUAAUAUGAUUGGUUGAUAAUAAAAAAAUAUGAUCGAUAUUUUUGUUUUAUCAAAGCUGAUGUCUCGAGCGUUGCAGCCUUUUUUUAGAGGCAAGCACUCUAAAAGUCUCUUUUUAAAUUUCUUUUUCGGUGGCAAUAAUUCAUAAAACUGUAUUUUUGUGAUUCAAUUCACUAACCACACAGCAACGUAUACGUGGUAAGCAUUUAGCUUCUCCUGUCUUUUAGGAUGAUGAGGCUAUGCUUUACCUAAAAGAAGUGGGUCCUGACACCUUGAUACCGUGUUUCUCUGUAAACCUGAAAGGAAACCAAAGUGUGGAAGUGUGCAAUGCAAUCAACACAGCGAUAUUCGAAAGCCUCAGUCAUACGUCAGGGGAACAUACUGCGUUUCGUAUUCCAAUGCUUGUUACCUCGUCAAGUCUGGUAUCCCACGUCCACAGUGUUGCAGCUACAAAUUUCAAGAGAAGAUUGGGGGUAAGAUUUCUUUAAAUAAACGACCAGUUAAAAUGUGUUAAACGUUAAACCGUAGGUUAUCGAUUGGAAGUAUUCAUGUAUAAGAAUACAGUUGUUGCGAUGUAACUAAAAUUUAUUAGAUUUAUCUAUAUCGCUGACUUAAGUUUCAGUUACUUAGCAACCAAUUUUUCCCUUUUAAGUAACUUUUCAACUGAUUUAUAUAUAUCCCAAUCAGAUAGGCUUAUAUAUUACCGUCAAUUAAGCAAUCUCAUUGUCUUUUUCUUUUUCAAAAAGGUGCCCUGGGCAAACUCUACGCAAUCAUCCUAGAACUGGAAUAAUUUGCCUUUCCCUUUUCUCAUUUUCGUUUCUGUAUAAAGCAACAGGAGAUAGGUUCCCGAAAACAAGGAAUUGUAAAUAGUCUCGUUUUCCUUCUUUCCUCUGUUUCUUCCUUCUUUUUUCUUUUUUUUUUUCUUUUUUUGUAUCCUUUAUAAUAUAACCCGCUAAUAUUAACCCUUCUGUAGUCAUGCUAAUCUAUGUGAGUUAAAUAAAAGAAGGUCACGUGAUAUGUCAUGAGAUUAUCGAUUGUAAACAAUGAAUGAAUUAGUGUUUAAUUUAGUAAUGAAAAGGGAACAGUUGAUGCUAGUCUAAGCAUUUCCAAAUUCCACUUCGACCAGGAAUAGCGUAGACGAAGAACCACUUUGUGGAUGUGCUACCUCCAAAUCAUUAUUAUUAUUAUUAUUAUUAUUAUUAUUAUUAUUAUUAUUAUUACUAUUAUUAUUAUUAUUAUUACUAGAAGUUCUCAUUGAGAAGGGAAGUGCUGCCGUGAGUUGCGAUGCGAAUAGGACAAAGACAGUAUGUAGAACAGUUAAACAUAUCAAUUUUUUUUCUUAAAGUCAAUAACAUAGAAUUAUGAUGCACUGAGUAAAAUACAAAAAAUGAACCGAUCACAAUGACAAAUAUGCUUACAUUCAGAUACUGACUCGCCAGAGUUUCAACAUGAUUUUGUAAUUCAUUUUAACAACAGCAGUGCUGAUAGACUGUUUCCUCAUCGAACAAUCAUCGUGUACAUGACGAGAAGAGUUGCGAACAAAUAACGUAAAGACUAAAGGCCAAAACUUGUUUAUUCACAGGUCAGGUAGACGUACAGUACACGCCGAUCACAACUUACAAUCCUGAUUUCCGAGAUAACAAUCUGUGUGACAAAAAAUACUCGCUACAACUAAUCUUGAAACCUAGCAUUAAAAAAAAAACGAAAAAAUGUCCCGUACAAUAGUUCUUGAACUGUUCUUACCGUUUAGGCUGUUUAAAAAGACGGCAAACAUCCGAUGUACUACAACUUCUGCACAAAACGAGAACAAAACAAAAUGGCGGAUUGCUCUGAAGAGAGAAACAGGCGCGGCAGCUAAGCACUUGCUCAUUGGUCACCUUGCUGAUUGAACCAUGGAACCAUUGAACCAUCGAACCAUCGAACCAAAAAAUCUCAAAUCGCUCAAGAAUAUGGGUGCUGCCGGCUGAUGCCCGGCAGCAAUUAUUAUUAUUAUUAUUAUUAUUAUUAUUAUUAUUAUUAUUAUUAUUAUUACGAAACUAUUAUAUUUUCACCAUCAUUUGCUACUACUAUGCGCUUUAUAUGUGGUAUCAUUUAAAUGGCUGGAUGUCCUUUUAAUUGCUCACCCGCUUGCCACCAUCUAUUUAAUUUCCUUUUUGCUAUUCUUUGAUUUAGCUCAACUCAAACAGCGACGCGCCAGUCAAAUACAUCAAAACAACUUGUAUGGAUCCCUGGGCCACAUCAAUAGAGUUCAUGAACCACAUGGCUUCAAUUAUGAGGAACAGUAUUUUGUGCGCCAUUGGAAGGGUAAGAGUCCAACUGCAUGAACCAUGACGAUUACUUAUAACGGUUAAGGCUCUUGCUAAAGGGGAAAUGUCAGCACGAUAUUGCUUUUUAUGAUCCAAAAAUGCUCCUGUAGAAACGUGAAGAAGAUAUCACACAAAUUUCAUAAGGGAGAUGCCGACUAACCAUAAUAGCUUUGUGGGUGGUUUCUGCAGGCAUAGCAUUAAAACUUGAAAAAGCAAGGCCAACUUUUUUAAGUUUCAAUCCAUCUCCAUUCUUGCCAUCCGUGGCAGCAAACGACAGGAAAUAGUUUCAAUGCCUAAAGAGAAUGAGUAUAAUAGGGAAAAAUAAAAAAUAAUAGGGAAUAGCGUGUCAUAGAUCCCUUUAAGCCAUUCUACCAUUCAUCACAACAAUUCGGAAAGGUUUCGUCAUUUUCAGAGGCUACCAUUUUUAACAUCGCCUUUAAUUCCUGAUCAGUUGAAUAUCGCUUUAUUCACGAGAAUAGUAUGCAUGUAGAGGUGAUUAUACACAAGCAAAGCUGCCUAACUUGUCUAAUAUGUACAUAUAAAUUAUGUAUAAUAUGCAUGGUGAUUUAAAACAGUUCAGCAGUUUAUAAAACUGCAGUAUAGUCCUCAUAAACUGGAGAAUGAAAAAAUAUUUUGAGAUGCACGCGUCUUCUAUUAGCUUUAAGAUAUAGUGACAAGUUAAGUAGGCAGCUUGACUGCUGCAACUAUGUGAUUUCUAUGUUCAACUUUGAUUUCUAUUUUAGGUUACUGAUCCUACUGCACUCCACAACUUUGUUAGCACAGGAGUUGUCAAUGAACAGAACGAAGUGAUCGCCUGUUAUGUAGGAGAUUUUAACGGAGUUUCGAAGCAGUACGAAGCAAUUGUCAAGUUAAAAUUCGUUUGUAACAAAGACGCCGAGAAGUACAUCGCCACCCAAAAGAAGCUGUCAAAGUGGAAUGAUGUUCUUCAACCGAUUGUCUUCCGAAGCAGACAGCAAAGACUUCAUGAUGUCUUCUUCAAGGAUACAGGGUACUCUGGUGAAUUGGAAGAGUUUGACUGUUUCAUUGGCUUGCCCUCUGACAACAGCAACCAUCCAUUUAUGUGCCCAAACAUGAAAAUCACCGACGUUCCUCGUUACGAGCAUUUUGACAACCACAAAUUCCCUGAGCACAGUUCCUACUUUAUGUACGGUGACAGGAAAAACGUCUUUUUGUUUCACAUCCCUACGAAGAGCCCCGACUCAUUAUCAUUCAGUCAUUUUCAUUAUUAUUAUCAUUAUCCUCUUCAUCAUCAUCACAUGAUUAUCAUCAUCAUCAUCAUCAUCAUCAUCAUCAUCAUCAUUAUAAGAUUCCGUGAAUAAAAGAUCGGACAUGCAGACAAUAAAAAUUCCUUGUUUCCCCCUUUUAUUUCGUUUGCUACAGGUAGUGCAGCUUGAUGGUUUUUCAGACAGUGUAGGAAUUGAAGGCGAGGAUGAACUUUUACUCAAGCAUGAGAUUGAAGUCGAAAUUCCCAACAUUCCUGGUGAGCCUGUGAUUCUUAACGGAGAAAUUCAGGAACCCUUGGACAAA